AAAACUCCUGUCCCUCCACAUCAUUGAGGAGGGAUGCUAUGAGAAAGACGUCGCCUUCCAGGUCUCAUUAGGAGACCCACGGAUCCUGGAUGACGAGGAAGCUGAGGACGAAGUUCCAGAGGACGACUCGGGCAGCCGGCUGCACCGGCAGCAGCAGCAGCAGAUGCAGCGGCUGCAGGAGCAGCUGCAGCAGCAGAAGGCCCAGGGCCAGCCGGGCCAGCCCAACGGCCGGCCGCCCAACACCAUUCCAGACACGCCCGAGAACAGGAUCGCCCUGCUCGGGCUGCCCACCCUUAGUGACGUCUUCCAGGUCACCGUGCGCAUCAGGGAGAGCAAAGAGUUUAAGAGUACCGUAGACGCCAUGAUGCAGCGGGGGACCGGCCCCAUCCUAGGAACAUCCACAUGGAAAGAGCAAUUCGUAGAAGCCUUUAGUGUAUCACCAGAUCUCGGAGGUGGUGAUGAAGAAGAAGACGGGGGAUCACCUUCAUGUGGAGAUUAUAUUAUGCAUUUCUUCACGUUUCCAUUUAAAUUUUUAUUUGCCUUCGUUCCACCUACAGAUUACUGUCACGGCUGGGUGGCGUUCUGGGUGUCCAUCCUCUGGAUCGGCUUCAUGACCGCCAUAAUCGGGGACGUGUCCUCGCACUUGGGCUGCAGCGUGGGGCUCCUGGACAGCUGUACCGCCCUGUCAAUUGUGGCCUUGGGCACCAGCCUCCCAGACACUUUUGCCAGCAAGGUGGCGGCGCUCAAUGACAAGUACGCGGACGCAUCCGUGGGAAACGUGACGGGCAGUAACGCCGUGAACGUGUUCCUUGGCAUCGGCAUCGCGUGGACGCUGGCUGCGUUACAUCACUGGUGGCAUGGCGAAAAGUUCCUUGUGGACCCGGGAAAUCUCGCCUUCAACGUGACCAUCUUCUGCGUUGGGGCUUUGAUCAGCAUCUUUGUGAUGAUGGUGCGUCGAAUGCGGUGCGUCGGAGGCGAGCUCGGUGGGCCCAAAGUCUUCAAGUACAUGACGACGGGUCUACUCCUCAUGCUGUGGUUCACCUACAUCACCCUGGCGUGCCUAGAGGCGUACGACGUCAUUGAGGGCUUCUAGGCGAUCUGGCAUGGGCCUGAACGGCCUGGACUGUUACGGCCCGGCGAAGUGAUCCGAGUGAAGCCACAUUCCUAAGCACAACUAAGCUCAGGGGACAGACGUGCUCCCGAGGGGAGUGCGCUGCACCUGGAGCCUCUGACGGCCUCUGGUCUCCGCAGGCCGGAGCACUAUAGCGUGUCCUACGUACAAAUGGAAUCGUCAGGCCACGCCAGGCGCGGCAGCUGCUGCGCUCGGUGGCUGGUUCACCUUCUAUGAUCCACAAAUGAGAGGCAGCCGGAGGCAGCUGGCCUGAGACGGAACGGAGAUUCGUUACUCGAACGGCUGAGCUCGGACGUCUCUUGAUCUUAUCGAGCGCGGACUAUGGUUGAGAUCUUCAAAACGCUCGUCGAUGACUUUUAAUGACUACAUCAUUUCUUCCUUUCAUCAAAUAUUUCGACUCCUUCUUUCCGAUUCUUAUUGUCCUUUGUUGUGUUUAUCUCUCUUGUUUCUGUGUACACUUUCUUCUCUUAUUCGCUUUCCUUAAAUGUAUACAUCGACUUAUCAGAGGCAAGAAGGAAUAUGCGCACUGUGUGCGCACCUUUUUAUCACCUUGUCUUCCCCCUGGUUUAAUUUCAGGGUUGGACUCCUUAAUUUUGUUGCAGGUGACUUAUUGCAACAACUUGCUCAUGUAAUAUAUCUUCCACGCCAAAUGGGCUUUGCCAUCUUCCAUAUCCCCCAAAAGAGAGUAAAGAACACUUUAUAGUUAGUGAGUGAAGAGAACUGGAAUCAAGAUAGAUCAAGGUGGGAACUUUAUUCGAACUCAUUAAUUUUAAGCCUAUCCAAAGUAGGUCGGUUGACUCCGAAAAGCGGAUGAGCGUGCAAAAAAAAGAAUUAAAAAGGAAAGAAAAGAAAUACAUAUAUGUAAUCAGUUUACCGAUCAAUACUCACAAUUACUAUAUUUUGAAUCCAUGAGGAAUCUAAUUAUCUAUAAUGCAGAUAAUUAUACCAGUAAUUUACCAAUAUCUAUAAUUUACAGCAUCAUAUUUUUCUUUAUAUAAUUUUUUUCUGGGCAAAGGUACACAAUUACUUCGGUGUCCCCUGUUGUAUUGUUCUAGUGUGCCAUUUUUGUAAUGCACACAAAUAAAUUCAGCACAACUUGAAAUUUGGCUUAUACACGUAUUAAAGAUUUCAGCUUCUUUUAAAUGAGCAGGCCACAAAUUAUAAAUGCUGCGUGGUAUCUGUGUUCUCUAACUAAAAUAAAUUGCAGGAUGACAUACCAAAAAAAUUGUUUCAUCCACACACACACACAAAACAAACAAAAAAAAAACAUUGCUGCAGACAGGUAGUUGCUUUUAAAAGCAUGGUUUCGAUCAGAGCAAUUAGCCUGAUAUUUCACUGCCAUUUCUCACCUUGCUACAUCUCAUCCAUGAGCAGCCAGUUAGAUCUUUUUUACAAUGUAUCAAGCUCUCCAUUUUCUUUUCAAACUGUGAACACCCAUGUUGUCACAGAGGUCUACUGAAUAUGUAUCUAUACAUAUUUGUAAAUAAAUAAAAUUAGUAUAUUGUGUAUUUUAUGGUUAUUGAAAGAUAUAGACUGUAUGGUUGGGUUUGAAUGUGGGUAAUAGGCUGACUGUUCCAUAAAAAGCCACAUGUUUUAUAGUCUGUUACUGUUACUUGUAAAUACUGUUAACUGAAAAUGUGAAUGUGAGCAUGAAUUAAUACAAACCACUACAUCAGUGGAACAUGGUUGUGUGUAAGUUUCGUCAGCAAUUCAGAGAUUAAUCCAGAAUCUGUUAGCAAAAGAUCUCCCAACUCCUGAGUUUUAAUUCUUUCUGGGUUGAAAGGUAAAUAUGAACUGCCAUUUUCAUAACCAUACGUAUCACUCUCAUCAUUUUUUUGUCAUUGAGUUGAAACACGAAGAUGAUAGUGAACCGUCCCACCUUUCAUCUCUACCUACACAAUCUUCCUUCAUGUGUUGCUCGAUGAGUAUUGUUUUCAAACUUAAGAUCUAUUGUUGAUCUGUUAUUAAAGUUAUUUUUGAUGUUUUGAUUUUUUAAAAGUGUAAACAUCAUGUACAAAAUAAAGGGAUUUACAUGUAAGAAA
Molecule: messenger RNA, 3174 nt
Organism: Frankliniella occidentalis (western flower thrips)
Lineage: Eukaryota; Metazoa; Arthropoda; Insecta; Thysanoptera; Thripidae
Product: sodium/calcium exchanger 1-like
Biological process (GO): sodium ion transmembrane transport; calcium ion import across plasma membrane; cell communication
Cellular component (GO): postsynapse; axon; sarcolemma
Molecular function (GO): calcium:sodium antiporter activity
Source: RefSeq, a predicted model, not a curated record